AUGGCGCUCUCCCGAUUUAUGCAAAAGCUCGAAGUCAAGCCGACUGACGAUGAAUAUGAGAGUAUCACCACGAGCAGAUGGGGAAACAGAGAUGUUUAUCCUGUCGCCCACGACAAGCGUACCUAUGGAGUAUAUGCCUUUGUCAGUUAUUGGGGAACUUGUGGUAUCUGCCUGUCAUCGUGGACUAUAGGCAGUAGUUUGAUUGGUAUUGGUCUUACACCAGGUCAAGCGAUGGCCUCAGUCACAAUUGGGAUGCUCUUAGCUAGUGCCACUGCCUUUCUCAACGGAACCCCAGGAGCGAAACAUCACCUGGGAUAUGGAAUGCUUGCCAGAGCGUCGUUUGGGCUAUGGGGUAGUUACUUCUGUAUUAUGCUGAAUGUCUUUCAAUCAUUCGUAUUUUAUGGCACGCAAAUGUAUUUCGGAGGGCAGGCUUUCGUUCUUAUUCUCAAUGCACUAUCUCAUAGCUUUCUGACGAUGAAAAACACUCUUCCUGAUAGUGCCGGUAUCACAACACCGGGAUUGAUUGGAUUCGUCCUCUUCAUCUGCCUAUACUUCCCCAUCAUCUAUUUCAUACCAGCACACAAAAUCCAAAAGUUGUUGGAAGUUCAGGUGGUAGUCGCAACAGCAACUUUGUUGGGAAUUAUGGCUUGGGCGAUUAAUAUGAACGGUGGUAGUCCAGGCAAUCUUGUCUCCUCGCAGCUCAAACUUACCAAAGCCGAAGUUGGAUUCCGUGUCAUGCAAGGAAUCACCUCUGUGGCAGGUACAUACACAGGAGGAACAGAUCGAGUAUCAGAUUGGACACGUUACGGCCGUUCUCGCCAUACCUCAACCCCCGCAAUUCUAGCCCUCUUCUUGACCGUCAUCCUCACAGCUCUUAUCGGCAUCCUCUCAACCUCAGCACUCAUCCAAGUCUACGGCGAAGCCCAAUGGAACCCCCUCCUCUCCCUCCAAUCCGUCCAAGCAACAACCUACACGCCCGCUUGCCGCGCCGGCACCUUCUUCGCGGGUCUCGGUCUCCUCUCCGUCACCGUCUUCGUCAACUACACGCAGAACUGCGUCUCCUCCGGCAUGGACAUUGCCAUGCUCGUCCCGAAAUACUUCUCUCAACGCCGCGGCGCGAUCGUCUUCUCCAUCCUCGGCGUCCUCGCCCAACCAUGGCGUUUUCUUACCGGAUCCGCGACCUUCAUCACUGUCCUUUCUUCCUUUGGUGUCUUCAUGUCCCCCGCGGCCGCGAUCCUCAUUGUUGAUUUCUGGAUCAUCAGAGGCACGAAGUGGAAUAUCCCUGAACUCUACAAACCUAAUGGUAUCUACUGGUUCACAUUCGGCGUCAACUGGCGCGCUAUGCUCGCUUAUCUCAUCGGUAUGUGGCCUGCGCUUCCUGGCUUUGUCGCUGAGGUUGGCGGGACCGAGAUUGCGAUUACGUGGAGACGGUUCUAUCAGAUUAGUUAUUUUAUCGGGUUUAUCAUUAGUGGAGGGCUGUUUUGGGCGUUUAAUUUGCUGAGUCCCGUGCCGGGACGGGGUGUGCAGGUGGAUUUCGAUUUGGAUGGGACGGUGGUUGUUGUUGAAGGGGUGGAGAAGGAGCAUGGGGAGGGUGAGGGGUUUGGAGAUGAGAAGGGGUUGGAGGCCUUUGAGAGGAAAGUUUGA
This is a messenger RNA of Glarea lozoyensis ATCC 20868, 1644 nucleotides long. RefSeq lists its product as uncharacterized. Gene Ontology annotation, biological process: transmembrane transport; nucleobase transport. Gene Ontology annotation, molecular function: nucleobase transmembrane transporter activity. The transcript is spliced from 6 exons. Gene Ontology annotation, cellular component: plasma membrane. NCBI's taxonomy places the organism in Eukaryota, Fungi, Ascomycota, Leotiomycetes, Helotiales, Helotiaceae. The record is from RefSeq and is a predicted model, not a curated record. Bases 1 to 1644 code for a protein of 547 amino acids.